This is a messenger RNA of Contarinia nasturtii (swede midge), 1987 nucleotides long. Its product is annotated as protein disulfide-isomerase A3. The transcript has 5 exons. Gene Ontology annotation, molecular function: protein disulfide isomerase activity. The record is from RefSeq and is a predicted model, not a curated record. Bases 230 to 1687 code for a protein of 485 amino acids. NCBI's taxonomy places the organism in Eukaryota, Metazoa, Arthropoda, Insecta, Diptera, Cecidomyiidae. Gene Ontology annotation, cellular component: endoplasmic reticulum. Gene Ontology annotation, biological process: protein folding; response to endoplasmic reticulum stress.
UAACACUUCAUUCUCAUUUCAUUCGCAGAAACGAGCUUCAAGCAGCACAUACAAAAAUUAUAUAUAUAUAUAUAUUCCAGAGCCACGUCUCAAUUUGAGUCGUUUCGAAAACAGACCGAAUCAAUUUAGUUUUAGUAUUUUUUUAUAUUGUAAAAAAUUCGUUACAAAUUAUUGUUGAAAAGAAAUAAUUGUGUUUUAAAAAAAAAAAACAAAGAGAAAAUUAAGUAAAAUGUUAUUUAAAUCCGCGAUUGUGUUUGUGACGCUGUUUGCGUUUUCGUUGGGUAGCGAUGUUUUAGACCUAAAUGACGAUGAUUUCAAAACAAGAGUUGCCGAAACUGAAACCACUUUAGUAAUGUUCUACGCACCAUGGUGCGGACAUUGCAAACGUCUUAAGCCAGAAUAUGCUCAUGCAUCUGAAUUAUUGCGCGGCUCUGAUCCACCAAUUGCUUUGGCUCAAAUCGAUUGUACCGAAGCUGGAAAAGAAACGUGUAGCAAAUUUUCAGUAAGUGGCUAUCCAACAUUGAAAAUUUUCAAAAAUGGUGAAUUCUCAGCUGAAUAUAACGGUCCCCGUGAAGCAGCCGGAAUUGUUAAAUACAUGCGCGCUCAAACCGGUCCAGCUUCAAAGGACUGUAACUCAUUGGAUGAAUUGGUGAAAUAUCUUCAAGCGCAAGAAACAACAUUGGUUGGAUUCUUCGAAAAGGACAGUGCAUUGAAGGGAACAUUCUUGAAAUAUGCUGACAAAUAUCGUGAAAAGCAACGUUUCGGACACACAUCAGCUGCCGAUGCAUUGAAGAAAUACGGUGUUACCGAUGGCAUUAUUUUGUUCCGUGCCCCACAAUACAGCAAUAAAUUCGAAGAAAGCCAAGCCAAAUUCGAAGGUUCAGGCAUUGAAGAAUUGACCACAUUUGUGAAAGAGAACUUCCACGGUUUGGUUGGACAUCGUACACGUGACAAUGCUGCCGAAUUCAAACCACCAUUUGUUGUCGCUUACUAUGCCGUCGAUUAUGCCAAAAAUCCAAAGGGAACCAACUACUGGCGUAACCGUAUCUUGAAGGUUGUCAAACCAUACAGUGGUCAAUACCGUUUUGCCAUCAGCAACAAAGAUGAAUUCCAACACGAACUCAAUGAAUAUGGUUAUGAUUACACUGGUGAUAAACCAGUUGUUUUGGCACGUAAUGCACAAAAUCAAAAAUUCAUCAUGAAGGAAGAAUUCUCAAUUGAAAACUUGCAAGCAUUCGUUGACGAUUUAGAAGCCGGCAAACUCGAACCAUACCUUAAAUCAGAACCAGUUCCAGAAGACAACAAUGGACCAGUCAAAGUUGCUGUUGCUAAAAACUUCGAAGAUGUUGUCACCAACAAUGGCAAAGACACUCUUAUUGAAUUCUAUGCCCCAUGGUGCGGUCAUUGCAAAAAAUUGGCUCCAGUAUUCGAUGAACUUGGUGAAAAAUUGAGCGAAGAAGAAGUUUCAAUUGUGAAAUUCGAUGCCACAGCCAAUGAUGUGCCACCAGAAUAUGAAGUUCGUGGUUUCCCAACAUUGUUUUGGUUGCCAAAAGACUCAAAAUCAAGUCCAGUUAAAUAUGAAGGUGGCCGCGAAUUGGACGAUUUUGUUAACUACAUUGCCAAACAUGCAACAAACGAGUUGAAGGGCUUCAGCCGUGCCGGAAAACCGAAGAAGACCGAAUUGUAAAUUUAACAAAAACACAACAACAACAAAAAAAAAACAUUCAGCCCCAUAUUAAAAACAUACAAUGAAGAGAUAAGAGAAAGCGCUGAGAUAAGAAAACAAAAAAAAAAUACACUUAAUUUAACUAUCAAUUUGUAUUGUAAGGAAAUCUUUUUUAAAGCAUUUUAAUUUUUCAAAAAUAGAAGAAAACAAAUUGAUAAGUAGUGGAUAAUAAUGUUGUAAUUAUUCCAGAGAGAUAAGAUGAUAAUAAAUAAAAGAAUUGCUACAAUACAAAUCCAAAACCAAACAACAAAUUCAAACACA